AUGGCAUCUGGCCAAGAGAAGGAUAUAGCAAGGGAGGAAGGGCCCACUGCACCUAAUGAGGUGGUGAACAAUGCUGCUGAGAUUGACCUCAAUCAAGAUGAGGCAAUGGCUGACCUUGAGUUGGAUGAUAUUGAGAACUUGGAUCUGGACCUUAGAGAUGAGCAUAACCAUGGUGAAGCUGAGAACCAUGGUGAAGCUGACAACCUUGGGGAAGAGGAUAACACCGGUGGAAAGGAGGCCACUGGUGAUGAAAAUGACUUCACUGAGGGUGAAGGCAUGACUUAUCCUAUCUCCGAGGAGAUUGUCCAACUCCAGGCUAAAGUGGCAACUCAGAAUAUCACCAUCCUGCAGCAGCAGACGUCAAUUGAUGGACUCAAGAAGCACACUCAGGACCUCGAGGCUAGGCUGAGCAUUACCAUGAAGGAGGUUACUGAGUUCCGUCGCAGCCUGGGCACUAAAAACCGCCAAAUUGAGUGGCUUCAGAAGACUUGCAAUAAUCUGCAAGCAUCAUUCAACAAGCUCAAUGAGCAGUUGACCCAUCCUAGGAGGGAGGGUAUUUAUGAACCUCCUCCUGGGCGUAGGCCCGCUCCUGGUGCUCAGCCGGCACCUGCUUCGCCCGCACCUACGCCGGCUCGCGUUACUGCAGCCACUCGUGCAUUGGAUGAGGUGGCCCGCAGGGCAGUGUAUGGCGCUAAGAAGCAGGCGCAGGGACCAUUUGGGUGGCCGGAGUUCUGCACCGCGCUGAAAGAGGCAUUCAUGGUCAAGAAGUCCAACAUCGAACUGCGCGGACGCCUUGAGAGUAUCAAGUGUCAUGACCGUUCGGUGCAGAAAUAUGCGGUCGAGUUUGAGGCCGCAGCACGCUCGCUCCAGAAGCCCUUGUCUGAGGAGGAGAUGAUGCACGUCUUCAUGAAAGGCCUCCCUGUCAACCUGCAAGAGGCACACAUGACCGGCGGCAUGACCAAUUGGACGACUUACAAGGAGAUGAAGGAGCAGAUGAUCAAAACUGACACCAUCAUUCGCACAUACAUCCAUGGUCCUGCAAAGCCAGACCAGCAGCCCCGUGCUGAGGGCUCUGGUGGUCGUGAAAACCGACCCCAGAAUGCCAACGGCGGAGGCGUAUGGCCCCCGAGCGGCGCUGGCCCAUGCGGGCUUGCGGCGGCCGCGCCCCCUCCCCGGCAUGGCCCCUCCCCCGCGGGCUUGCGGCGACCGCGCCCUCUCCCAGGCGCGGCCCGGGCCCCCGGGGGCGGGCCGCGGCGAGCCCCCUCCCUGGCGCGGCCCCGGGCCCCGCGGGAGGCCCCAACGCGGCCCCGGCCCCUGCUGGUGGGCAGCGGACGCGCUCCCCUCCCCGGCGCGGCCCCGGCCCCGAGGGCGGGCAACGGACGCGCCCCCCUCCCCGGCGCGGCCCCGGCCCCCGCGGGCGGGCGGCGGCUGCGCCCCCCUCCCGGGCGCGGCCCCGGCCCCGGCCCCCGCGGGCGGGUGGCGGCCACGCCCCCCUCCCCGGCGCGGCCCCGGACUCGGCCCCCGCGGGCGGGCGGCGGCCGCGCCCCCGGCCUCGGCCCCGGCCUUCGCGGGCGGGCGGCGGCCGCGCCCCCCUCCCCGGCGCGGCCCCGGCCCCGGCCUCCGCGGGCGGGGAGCGGCCACGCCCCCCUCCCCGGCCCCGACCCCUAUCAAAAGAUAUAA
Closterium sp. Naga37s-1 is the source of this 1680-nucleotide messenger RNA. NCBI's taxonomy places the organism in Eukaryota, Viridiplantae, Streptophyta, Zygnematophyceae, Desmidiales, Closteriaceae. The record is from the annotation of a GenBank genome assembly.